AAAUAAAAAUGGUCACAUGAAUUAUGAGUUCCAUUCAAAAAAAAAAUCAGACGUAUUCAUGUAUCAUAUGGUUAAUAGAUGAUCAUAGCAAAAAAAGAAGAAGGGCUUUCCCAAUUUAUCAUCAUCAUAAUCAUCAUCACUACGUCAUCAUCAUCAAGGUUGAUUGUUAUUUCUAAUCAUCAUACGACGGAUGAUUGUUUUAAAACUGCGCAUUGCAUCAUAUGACUUGGCCACCAUAAUGAUAAAUCAUAGAUGAGAUCCGGAUCAUCUGCAAGAUAUUUUGUCGAAUUGUGAUUGCACUGAACUUGUGAUGAUGAAGAUGUGAAAUGAUUUUUUUUCUCCAUUAUAAAAAGGAAAUUAUUCGUCAUCUAAAUUACAAUUUUAAUCACUACAAAACAACAACAACAACAACAACGUUUCGUUUAUUUUAUUCAUACAUAAAAUAAACAUGAAAUCUAUAAUACCAAUAACGGCAAAUUCUUUGAAAACAUUACGUUCAUAUUUAAAAUCGGUUCCCAAUAAAAUAUAUUCAGUUGAAAUUAAAAUUAAAACUGAAAAUGCAUCAUCAUCAACAGAACUGCCCACCGUUUCCGAAACUGUCGAUCCAAAUAAUUUGCAAUCGAAACAAACCACUUCCAGCAAUGCCACCACCGAAACUAAAAUGGUGGAUAAGAAAUCUAAACCAAAAUCCUUAUCGAAUGAUGUGUUAUUGAAAAAAUUAUCGCAAAUCGAAAGAAUCAAACGUACGGAAAAAUUGGUCAAUUCAUUGAAACAUUCAUGGUCGAUAGCAACAUUGCCGAAUGCAAUUUCACUAAACAUUCGUUUGAAACAAUUGUACGAUCAUCUUCAAACGUAUCCUGAAGCAUCAAAUCUUGCUGUUCGUAAGAAUAUUCUAUCCAAACUAUUGAAAAUACGUGAAUUCUCACAAUUUCUGAUAAAUGGAACAUCCAUAUCAGAAUGGCUGAAACUACCACAAAAACGAAAAUCUUCUAGUCAACAAAUUAAUCAGACCAGAUUGUUGCAUAAAAAUUAUCAUCGAUUUGUUAAUGAAAAUUCUAGACAGAUAAUAUCGUUACUUGGACAUGCUGAUCCACCGAAAGGUCGUGGUAUACGUGUAUUGAGUAUUGAUGGUGGUGGUACACGAGGAUUAUUGGUCAUAGAAAUAUUACGUCAAAUUGAACGACAAUAUGGCCAGCCAAUACAUAAGAUAUUUGAUUUGAUUUGUGGCGUAAGUACUGGUGCUAUUAUUGCCAUGUUACUUGGUGCAUUACGCAUACCUAUUGAUGAAUGUGAAUCUUAUUAUCGACAAGUCAGUUCAUAUCUAUUCAAAACCGAUGUUCUUCGUGGUACUGGUCGUCUACUAUGGUCACAUGCAUAUUAUGAUACAAAUGUUUAUGAAAAAAUUCUCAAACAAAUCUAUGGUGAUAUAAGAUUGAUUCAUACGAAAAAAAGUUCCGAUUGUCCACAUAUGGUUGUCAUAUCGGCCAUUGUUAAUCUUCCUACAUUGGAACCAUAUCUAUUUCGUAAUUAUGAGCUUCAUCCUUCAUCGAAACCAUUAAGUCAUUUUGAUGGUGGUUCUAUGCAUCGUAUAUGGGAAGCAGUGCGUGCUUCAUCAGCUGCACCUGGUUAUUUUGAAGAAUUCACAUUGGAUAAACAUGUUCAUCAGGAUGGUGGUAUUCUAUUGAACAAUCCAACAGCUGUUGCAUUACAUGAAGCAAAAUUAUUAUGGCCAAACGAACAGAUACAAUGUGUCAUAUCGUUGGGUAGUGGCCGUUAUCAGCCUCCAUCUAAUCGUACAAUUGAAUCACAUGAUAACAAAGAUGUUACUUUAUCUAGUUUGAAACAUAAAAUUCUACGUCUUAUCGAUUCGGCAACCGAUACAGAAAUGAUACAUCGUUUAAUGCAAGAUAUGUUACCGAAUCAGGUAUAUUAUCGUAUGAAUCCAAUGCUCACUGAUUAUUCAACAAUCGAUGAAAAUCGUCCAGAAAAAUUGGAACAAAUGAAACAGGAUGCACAAAUAUAUCUACGUAAAAAUGAACAUAAAUUUCGUACGGCUAUUGAACAACUUAAAUUGGAACGAUCACAUUAUCAAUCGUUAAAGGAUCGAAUCCAUUUACAAUCAAAAGUAUAUUGGCCAUUUUAAUGUAUCGAUUUGUAUAGAAAUCAAUUGAUUGUAAUUGUAUAUUUAGAAACAUUUCUUUUUUUUUAAUUUUUUGAUUGAUUAAAAUUAAC
Messenger RNA from Dermatophagoides farinae (American house dust mite), 2232 nucleotides. Lineage: Eukaryota; Metazoa; Arthropoda; Arachnida; Sarcoptiformes; Pyroglyphidae. The record is from RefSeq and is a predicted model, not a curated record.